Molecule: messenger RNA, 678 nt
Organism: Gymnogyps californianus (California condor)
Lineage: Eukaryota; Metazoa; Chordata; Aves; Accipitriformes; Cathartidae
Product: serine protease inhibitor Kazal-type 5-like
Exons: 7
Coding region: 1-678 (225 amino acids)
Molecular function (GO): protein binding
Source: RefSeq, a predicted model, not a curated record
AUGUCCCAAAGUGUGGACGACUGCAGUGAGUAUCGCUCCCAGUUUGAAGCUGGUGGACGACUGUCCUGCACGAGGGAGAAUGACCCUGUUCGGGAUUCCUCUGGCAAGCAGCACACCAACAAAUGUCUCAUGUGUGCUGAGAAGUUCAAAAAGGAAGCCCAAAGAGGAGGUCAGUCUGGUGGAACUGCCCAGCGCAACAGACCACUCACUUCAGAGGGUACAAACCAGAAAAGCUGUGGUGGUUCAGGGUCACAGCAGGGUGUGAAUGAGAGACGUCCCUUCUCGUCGAGCAGAGGCCCACAAGGAAAUGCGGCUCAGAGCGGUGGGAACUGCAACCCGGCACCUGGCCGCAAGACACAGAGUGGAGACACCGAUGGCUACCAGCUGCUGGACUGUGAUCGAAUUCUGCACGGGGUUAAGGGUGGAAGGAUUUUCUGCAGCAAAUCCUCACAACCAGUCUGUGGCACUGAUGGGAAAACAUACAAAAAUGAAUGUGACUUGUGUUCAGCUGCCAUGAGAGCUUCAAGCUACAUCACAGUAAACUAUCGAGGUGAAUGCCGAAAGCCUGCCCCUGAAGUGGUAAGCGGCAUGCCAUGGCUGGUCUGGGGAAACAUCAAUCUUUUCCUUUCCCCCUGUGAAACUCCACUGUCGGCACUGUCUGAGCUUGUGGGGGCCUGA